AUGUCCAAGAAGGGCCCCAGCGGCCGAGCCCGGGGGGAGAAGCUGGAUGCCCUGGCCGCCCUGCAGGCUGCCAAUGAAGAGCUGAGGGCCAAGCUCACCGACAUCCAGAUAGAGCUCCAGCAGGAAAAGAGUAAGGUCAGCAAGUUGGAAAGGGAGAAAAACCAGGAAGUGAAGCAGAUCAAAGAGCACGAACAGCAUAAAAGUACAGUGGUGGUAACAGAGCUCAAAGUCAAGCUUCAUGAAGACAAAAUGAAGGAGCUCCAAGCUGUUCGAGAAACGCUUUUGAGACAGCACGAGGCUGAACUGCUGAGAGUAAUAAAAAUCAAAGACAAUGAAAUCCAGAGGCUGCAGACGCUCCUCAACGCUGUGCGUGACGGGGCUCCCGACAAAGUGAAGACGGUGCUGCUGACCGAGGCCAAGGAGGAGGCCAAGAAGGGCUUUGAAGUUGAGAAAAUAAAAAUGCAGCAAGAAAUUUCAGAGCUGAAGGGGGCCAAGAAGCAAGUGGAAGAGGCUUUAACCAUGGUCAUCCAGGCUGACAAAAUUAAAGCAGCAGAGAUAAGGAGUGUGUAUCACCUGCACCAAGAGGAGAUCAGCAGGAUCAAGAGGGAGUGUGAGAGAGAAAUCCGGAGGCUGAUGGAGGAGAUUAAGUUUAAAGACAGAGCAGUCUACGUGCUGGAGAGAGAGUUAGGGGUGCAAGCCGGGCAUGCUCAGAGACUGCAGCUCCAAAAGGAGGCUUUAGAUGAACAACUUUCCCAGAUCAAAGAGGCUGAUCGGCAUCUGAGCAGCCCCAAGCGGGAACUUCCUUAUGCAAGUGGUGCAGGAGACGCUUCAGACCAUUCGGGAAGCCCCGAACAGCAGUUGGAUGAAAAGGAUGCCCGGCGAUUCCAACUGAAAAUCGCGGAGCUGAGUGCCAUCAUCAGGAAGCUGGAGGACCGGAACGCGCUGCUCUCGGAGGAGAGGAACGAGCUGUUGAAGCGUCUGCGAGAAGCUGAAAGUCAGUAUAAGCCCAUUCUGGACAAAAACAAGCGUCUUAGCAGGAAGAACGAUGAACUGUCACAUGCCUUACGUCGAAUGGAAAACAAGCUAAAAUUUGUGACACAAGAAAACAUCGCAAUGAGGCAAAGAGCUGGAACAAUAAGGAGACCAAGCUCUUUGAAUGACCUUGACCAGGAAGAAAGGGAAGUUGAUUUCCUGAGACUACAAGUUAUUGAACAGCAAAAUAUCAUUGAUGAGCUCUCCAAGACACUGGAAACUGCUGGCUACGUGAAGAGUGUCAUGGAACGCGAUAAACUGUUGAGGUAUAGGAAGCAACGGAAAAAAAUGACAAGAAUUCCUAAGAAGCCGGUUGUGGAGACAUUCUUUGGCUACGAUGAAGAAGCUUCCUUGGAGUCUGAUGGUUCCUCUAUCUCGUAUCAAACUGACCGCACAGAUCAAACCCCUUGCACGCCUGAGGAUGACUUGGAAGAGGGCAUGGCCAAGGAAGAGACAGAACUGCGGUUUCGGCAGCUGACGAUGGAGUACCAGGCUCUGCAACGAGCAUACGCCCUAUUGCAAGAACAGGUCGGAGGAACAUUGGAUGCAGAACGAGAAGUUAAGACACGUGAGCAGCUCCAAGCAGAAAUACACCGGUCGCAGGCUCAGAUCCAGGACCUGGAGAAGGCCCUUGCAGAGCAGGGACAGGACAUGAAGUGGAUUGAGGAGAAGCAAGCGCUGUAUAGAAGAAACCAGGAACUGGUAGAAAAGAUAAAACAAAUGGAAGCAGAGGAAGCUCGCUUGAAACAUGAUGUCCAGGAUGCGAAGGAUCAAAACGAGCUCCUGGAGUUCAGGAUCUUGGAGCUUGAAGAGAGGGAGCGGCGAUCACCUGCCAUCAACUUCCAUCACGGUCCCUUUACAGAGGGGAAAAGCCCUCUCCAGGUGUACUGCGAGGCAGAAGGUGUAACAGACAUAGUAGUAGCAGAGCUGAUGAAAAAGUUGGACAUUUUAGGGGAUAACGCCAAUCUGACCAAUGAAGAGCAAGUAGUUGUCAUACAAGCAAGGACUGUCCUCACGCUGGCUGAAAAGUGGCUACAGCAGAUCGAAGUCACGGAGUCUGCGCUGCAGCAGAAGAUGCUGGACCUUGAGAAUGAAAAGGAGCUGUUCAGCAAGCAGAAGGGUUACCUGGAUGAUGAGCUUGAUUUCAGGAAACAGUCCUUGGACCAAGCUCACAAGCAAAUUCUGGAAUUAGAAGCCAUGCUCUAUGAUGCCCUGCAGCAAGAAGCUGGAGCCAAAAUCUCCGAACUUCUUUCAGAAGAGGAGAAGGAGAAGCUGAAGAGCGCCGUGGAGCAAUGGAAGCGGCAGGUGAUGAGCGAGCUCCGGGAGAGGGAUGCCCAGAUCCUGCGGGAAAGGAUGGAGCUCAUUCAGCACGCACAGCAGAGAAUUAAAGAGCUAGAAGAAAGAAUUGAAGGCCAAAAAAGACAAAUAAAAGAGUUAGAGGAAAAGUUUUUAUUUUUGUUUUUAUUUUUCUCUUUAGCUUUCAUUCUUUGGUCAUAG
Molecule: messenger RNA, 2529 nt
Organism: Nestor notabilis (Kea)
Lineage: Eukaryota; Metazoa; Chordata; Aves; Psittaciformes; Psittacidae
Gene: JAKMIP3
Product: Janus kinase and microtubule interacting protein 3
Exons: 21
Coding region: 1-2529 (842 amino acids)
Molecular function (GO): kinase binding; microtubule binding
Source: RefSeq, a predicted model, not a curated record